Molecule: messenger RNA, 771 nt
Organism: Akanthomyces muscarius
Lineage: Eukaryota; Fungi; Ascomycota; Sordariomycetes; Hypocreales; Cordycipitaceae
Exons: 7
Coding region: 1-771 (256 amino acids)
Source: RefSeq, a predicted model, not a curated record
AUGAAACCAAAGAGGGGCUGGAGGGGCAGGUCCAAAGAUAAAAUGGCUAUACCAUACCCACAAGUCGUCCUCCUGGGCGACUCACUGUUCCAGUUCUCUGUCGAGACCGACAACGGCUUUUCGUUUGAAGCGGCUCUGCAGUCUAGAUAUUCUCGCCGUUUAGAUGUCGUGAAUCGCGGCUUGUCUGGCUACAACACUGCCAAUGUCUUGGAGUAUUUCGACCGACUUAUCCCGGAGAAGACAACUUCCUCUCCAGAGAUCAAGUACCUAGUUAUUCUUAUCGGCGCAAACGAUGCAGUCUUACCACUCCCCAGCACAUGGCAGCAUGUUCCUCUUGAACAGUAUGUGACGCCACCACCACUGGACGAGAUCAAGACCGCAAAAGACGAUGCAUCAGAAGGGUACCCCUGCAGCAUACGCCGUGCCGCGAUCAGCGCGCAAUAUUCUCAAAAAGCCCGGGAUGUGGCUGCCGAGCAUGAGAAUGUGACCCUCAUUGACCUGUACCAGGUUCUCAUGGACAAGGCCAUUGAGAUGGUCCCAGGCGACUACGAGAAGGGUGGGCCUCUGCCAGGCACGCCAGAGAAUGGGAAACGCGCAGGGCUCAAGGAGCUCCUGCCAGACGGACUUCAUCUUGGCGGCACGGCGUAUAGGGAAUUUUACAAGAUUUUGUGGCCUCAUAUUGGACGUGAGUGGCUUGAUCUGCCUGAGGGAGACCGUGCUGGCUACGUGUUCCCAGACUGGAGGACAUUUGAGCCGAAGAAGACAGAGUAG